GGAUGCCGUUGGGCGCAGCCGGGGCCCCGCCCCGCCCGGCGGCCCCAGCGCCCCGCACUGAGCCCGGAAGCGUUUCCCGGCCGCGCUCCCCGGGACCCCGCUCCUCGCUCCAGCCUCGGCUCCCCGCGCCCGCUCCCGGCGGGGCAAGCGCCUCUCCCUCCCCCCUUCCUCAGCAGGAGCGGGGGGCCCCCCGCGGCGGGGCCCGGGGCACAGCCGGGGGGCGGGAAUGCAGCCGCCGGAACCGCAGCCGCAGCCGGAGCCGAGCCCCCAGCGCAGCACGAAAAUGCCAGAAGCCUCAGAAGACCACAAUCAUUGGAAGGCCUGUUGACUUCCGUUUUCUGGUAAUCUGGAACAUCAUCCAUCUGGCAUGGCGCAGGGCAGCCAACAGCUUGACGUGCAGGUACUCCAUGAUCUCCGGCAGCGUUUCCCUGAGAUACCUGAAGGGGUGGUAUCUCAGUGCAUGCUUCAGAACAACAACAACCUCGAUGCCUGUUGUCGAGCCCUUGCACAGGAGAGCAACAAGUAUUUGUAUAUGGAGUACCACAGCCCCGAUGACACCAGAAUGAAUAGAAAUAGCCUUUUGCACAUUAAUCUGGGUAUUCAUCCUCAUACCAGCUAUCAUGCAGGGGAUGGAGCUCAACUUAAUGGUGGUCGUACACUGGUACACAGCUCAAGCGAUGGACACAUUGACCCGCAGCGCACGGCAGGUAAACAGCUGAUUUGCUUAGUUCAAGAACCACAUUCUGCUCCYGCUGUUGUGGCAGCUUCUCCUAGUUACAAUCCAUUUUUCAUGAAUGACCAGAAUAGAAAUGCAGCUACUCCUCCUCCACAGCCACCUCCACAGCCAUCUUCCAUACAACCAGGAAUGAACACGUCUGCUAUGCAAGGCCCUCCUCCCACGUAUAUGCACAUACCUCGGUACAGUACAAAUCCCAUUACUGUUACAGUAUCACAAAACCUCCCCUCUGGACAGAGCGUACCCAGAGCUCUACAAAUUCUUCCACAGAUUCCAAGCAAUCUUUAUGGGACUCCUGGCUCUAUUUAUAUUAGACAAACAUCUCAAAGUUCUUCAGGACGACAGACUCCUCAGAAUACGCAGUGGCAUUCAUCGCCACAGGGCCCAGUUCCACAUUAUACUCCUCGUCCUCUACCUGUCUAUCCACAUCAACAGAACUACCAACCUUCUCAGUAUUCUCCAAAACAAGCCCAGAUCCCUCAGUCGGCUUUUCGAUCACCACCGGCAUCGCAGUGUCCCUCUCCCUWUGGCUCUCCUCAACACCAAGUUCAGCCUCCUCAGUUGAGUCAUCAGAGUUCACAUGUUUUCAUGCCUCCUAGCCCUUCUACUGUCCCACCCCAUGCGUAUCAGCAGGCAUCCCAGACUUUUCAAAAGCAAGGUGGUCACUCUGUGUCRUACCUUCCUCCUUUUGCUGGACCUAAUUUAUCCAAAGGUUCCAUGAAUAAAAUAGAAAUUACAGUUGAGCCACCGCAAAGACCUGGGACUGCACUGAACAGAAGCCCUUCACCAAUCAGUAAUCAACCAUCUCAACGAAACCAGCACCCGCUGUAUGCACCCACUACUCCUCCUUCAAGCUCUCCAUCCAGAGGUAUGUCUGGACAACCCAAACCUCCAUUUAGUGUUAAUCCAGUAUAUAUUACCUACACUCAACCAACUGGACCUGCAGGUGCACCAACACAGUCUCCUCGGGUAAUGGUAUCUCAGCCAAACCCAACCAUUUUUAAAAUCACAGUAGGUCGAGCACCGACUGAGAAUCUUUUAAAUUUAGUGGACCAAGAAGAGCGUUCUGCAGCACCAGAACCUAUUCAGCCUAUUUCUGUAAUCCCAGGAUCUGGAGGAGAAAAAGGAAGCCAUAAGUAUCAGAGAAGUUCUAGUUCUGGAUCAGACGACUAUGCUUACACUCAAGCCUUGCUGUUACAUCAGCGAGCAAGGAUGGAGAGAUUAGCAAAGGAACUGAAGCUGGAGAAAGAAGAACUCGAACGCCUGAAAACUGAAGUCAAUGGUAUGGAGCAUGAUCUGAUGCAGAGGCGGCUUCGAAGAGUCAGCUGUACAACUGCAAUUCCAACACCUGAAGAAAUGACCAGAUUGAGAAGCCUCAACAGACAACUCCAGAUAAAUGUUGACUGUACACUGAAAGAAGUUGAUCUCCUUCAAUCUAGAGGUAACUUUGAUCCGAAAGCCACAUGUAACUUCUAUGAUAACAUAGAGCCGGGUCCUGUUGUGCCACCAAAGCCAUAUAAAAAAGAGCAUCAAAACAGCUCCAAACAGACUCCACGGACUCAGCCAAGAGAUGAAGACUUUGAAGGGGCCCCAUGGAAUUGUGGUAGCUGCACCUUUCUAAAUCACCCAGCACUGAAUCGCUGUGAACAGUGUGAAAUGCCACGAUACACCUGAAAUGCAGGAAGGGGCUGCAUUGGGUUGUACACAGGCUCUCAAGCCAACAGCUGUAAGAGAAGGAAACAUGGGGAACCUUUCAGUCCAUCUGCCCGGCCUUUGCCAGUCAACAAUCUUCAUAUUGCAAGGGGUGGGAGUAAUGUGUUAGGAUGUUUCUGCUUCUGCUGCACUAGAAGAUAAAUUAAGGGUUAAAUUCCUUCCUAUUGCAGUGAGCAAAGCAGAAAAUGACAAUGUAAAAGGAUUAAUUUUGAGAAGAAUGUAUGCAGGAAAGCAAAUAACUACUGGUGUUUAUUCCUGUGGUUAUAGUUACUGCUUAGUGGCUCUUAAAAAAACCAACCCAAAACUACUGUUUUUUU
Molecule: messenger RNA, 2766 nt
Organism: Malurus melanocephalus (red-backed fairy wren)
Lineage: Eukaryota; Metazoa; Chordata; Aves; Passeriformes; Maluridae
Gene: TAB3
Product: TGF-beta activated kinase 1 (MAP3K7) binding protein 3
Exons: 7
Coding region: 368-2410 (680 amino acids)
Cellular component (GO): extracellular exosome
Molecular function (GO): ubiquitin binding
Source: RefSeq, a predicted model, not a curated record